Molecule: messenger RNA, 6095 nt
Organism: Callorhinus ursinus (northern fur seal)
Lineage: Eukaryota; Metazoa; Chordata; Mammalia; Carnivora; Otariidae
Gene: ANTXR1
Product: ANTXR cell adhesion molecule 1
Cellular component (GO): plasma membrane; cell surface
Molecular function (GO): transmembrane signaling receptor activity
Source: RefSeq, a predicted model, not a curated record
AGCAGAUACAGGAUAGGAAAGGAGAGGGCAGGGAUAAAAAGGCUAGAGAGCGAGCGAGAAGUAGGAAUGGGGAAGAAAUACUGGAGAAAGAAAGGGAAGGUGCAUGAGAAAAAGAAAGGAAUAAGAAAACACGCACAGCCGCUCUCGCGCGUACGCCGAAGGGCGCUUUCGCCAUCUUCGGCCACAAGGUGGCACCCUUUGAACUUUCUUUCUACUCCCCCCCCCCAAAAAAAUGAGACGGGGGGAGGGGGCGAGAGGAGGGAGAAAAGGCAAAGCACUCUUCCAACCAAGAACAAUUUGAAAACCCACCCCAUAAUAUUUAAAAGCUGGGACAAAGAAGCGUCGGGACGGAGCUGCUUCAAAACUGCAAAACGUUAGCGGAGCCUCCGGAGGGGUCCGCCGCCCGAGUCAGGAGCAGCCCCUUUAAAAAAGCGGAGUACAGUAUUGGGAUUCUUGAAACCUGAAACCUAGAAACAGAAUCGAAGCGGAAACCAGAGGGAAAACCUUGAACUCCUCCAGACAAUUGCUUCCGGGGAGUUCCAGGAGCGCGAGGGGGAAUAAAGGGCCCGCGAGCAGGGCCCCUCGGAUGGCGCGUCCCUGAGUGUCCUGGCCAGUUCGAGGCGCGUGGGAAGCAGAGGACCCUACCUCUCCCUAGGCUGCAGGUCAUGGCCACCGUGGAGCAGAAAGCCCUCGGCAUUGGCUUCAAGUGUCUCUCCUUGGCCACUUUUGUGCUCAUCUGCGCCGGGCAAGGGGGACGCAGGGAGGAAGGGGCUCCAGCCUGCUACGGGGGAUUUGACCUGUACUUCAUUUUGGACAAAUCAGGAAGUGUGCUGCACCACUGGAAUGAAAUCUAUUACUUUGUGGAACAGUUGGCUCAUAAAUUCAUCAGCCCACAGCUCAGAAUGUCCUUUAUUGUCUUCUCUACUCGAGGCACAACCCUAAUGAAGCUAACAGAAGACAGGGAACAGAUCCGUCAAGGCCUAGAAGAACUCCAGAAGGUCCUGCCAGGAGGAGACACUUACAUGCAUGAAGGAUUUGAAAGGGCCAGCGAGCAGAUUUAUUAUGAAAACAGUCAAGGAUACAGGACGGCCAGCGUCAUCAUUGCUUUGACCGAUGGGGAACUCCACGAAGAUCUCUUUUUCUAUUCAGAGAGGGAGGCUAACAGAUCCCGAGAUCUUGGUGCCAUUGUUUACUGUGUCGGUGUGAAGGAUUUCAAUGAAACACAGCUGGCCCGGAUUGCGGACAGCAAGGACCACGUGUUUCCCGUGAAUGACGGCUUUCAGGCUCUGCAAGGCAUCAUCCACUCAAUUUUGAAGAAGUCCUGCAUCGAAAUUUUAGCAGCUGAACCAUCCACCAUAUGUGCAGGAGAAUCAUUUCAAGUAGUUGUAAGAGGAAACGGCUUCCGACACGCCCGAAACGUGGACAGGGUCCUCUGCAGCUUCAAGAUCAACGAGUCAGUCACCCUCAAUGAGAAGCCCUUCACUGUGGAAGACACUUACUUGCUGUGUCCAGCACCUAUCUUAAAAGAAGUUGGCAUGAAAGCCGCACUUCAGGUCAGCAUGAACGAUGGCCUCUCUUUCAUCUCCAGUUCUGUCAUCAUCACCACCACACGCUGUUCCGAUGGCUCCAUCCUGGCAAUUGCCCUGCUGAUCCUCUUCCUGCUGCUGGCCCUGGCUCUCCUCUGGUGGUUCUGGCCCCUCUGCUGCACCGUGAUUAUCAAGGAGGUCCCUCCACCCCCUGCGGAGGAGAGUGAGGAAGAAGAUGAUGAUGGUCUGCCCAAGAAAAAGUGGCCUACCGUAGAUGCCUCUUACUAUGGUGGGCGAGGCGUUGGAGGCAUUAAAAGGAUGGAGGUUCGUUGGGGAGAAAAGGGUUCCACAGAAGAAGGUGCUAAGUUGGAAAAGGCAAAGAAUGCCAGAGUCAAGAUGCCGGAGCAGGAAUACGAAUUCCCCGAGCCUCGAAAUCUCAACAACAACAUGCGGCGGCCCUCUUCCCCUCGGAAGUGGUACUCCCCAAUCAAGGGAAAACUGGAUGCCUUGUGGGUCUUACUAAGGAAAGGAUAUGAUCGUGUGUCUGUGAUGCGUCCACAGCCAGGAGACACGGGGCGCUGUAUCAACUUCACCAGAGUCAAGAACAAUCAGCCCGCCAAGUACCCCCUCAACAACGCCUACCACACCACCUCACCGCCUCCUGCCCCCAUUUACACCCCCCCGCCCCCUGCUCCUCAUUGCCCUCCCCCACCCCCCAGUGCUCCCACCCCUCCAAUUCCAUCUCCACCUUCCAUCCUUCCCCCUCCUCCUCAAGCUCCACCUCCCAACAGGGCACCACCCCCCUCCCGACCUCCUCCUAGGCCUUCUGUCUAGAACCCAAAGUUCAUGCUCUGGGCUCUUAGAAACUUUGGGGAGAAGGCUCCUCUGUGGUGUUAGAAUAAGUCUUUCCAGUUAGGGGAGGCUUCUGCUUUGGAAAUGAGUGGUGAUAAAGCCCACUGACCUUCACACACCUUAAAAAUUGGUUUGUAAUGCCAAUACAUCAACAAUUGUGAUCAGCAGAAAGAAACAGAAAUUUUGAAACGCCUGAAAACAAAUGAUGAGGCACCUACAGUCACAAUUAUAGCCAGCCAUCACCUCUAGAAGGUUCCAGAGACAGCGAAACUGCUGAGAUGCUCUUAAAUGGGAUUGUGUCUCAUGGAGACCAAUAAGAAAAUCAUUUCUCUGAGGGUGAAACGCAGAGUCGGAUGGAUGAGAAAUAACAUUGCUGGGUUUCUAAAUGUUGCCUUCCCUCCUCCACUCCAUAUCCAUCACUUGGCCCUGGACCCUUGGCCUAGGAACCAAGGAAUCCUCACCCAAGAAGGUGAAAACCCUUUGCCUACAACUUUGGGAAAAGCUUGGGGUCCCCAUUGUGGCAAGAAACUCAACAUCAGACAGGUAUCCAAAAGCAUGUUCACCUGGGAUUUGCAAAGGAGUAAAAACAUAUGCCUUAUUUUCCUUUCAAAUUCUCCCAGUUUCCAAGUGAGGAAGAAAGCAGGUGUUUACAGAUGGAAAAAGGUAUGUUGCCAUGUUGCUGUGUAAGUGAAAUCAGGUGUGUGCAUUGACUGGCGAGUACUGAUGAGAGCAUCAGACAGUUUCUAAAACCCCGAGGCCACCAGCAGCUAGAGGUGGCUGGCUUUGGCCCGACAUGGUCCACUAAUCAACAGACAAUGGCACUGUUGAAAAGCAACCUGUUAAUGAUUCGUGUUAAAAAUCAAGAUUAGGCUUCAGUUUAAAUCACUUAAGAAGUAUAAAGGAGUGACUGAUCCCAUUUUUCAGAGACAAACAUGAGUUGAUCUUCCGAAAAUGGCAUCACUAGCACCUACCAUACAAUCUCACUGGUUUUUUUAUCUUUCUUUCUUUCUUGGUAAAGUUGUAUACUGGAGAUUUCUAGGUAGAGUUGAGGGACAAUGGUCCUAACAUAAUAUGGAAACCAUCUCCAGGUUCUUUAAUUAACCACAAAAAAAGCCAUGUAUGUGUAGAUGCAAAUGUAUUUCUCCUUGGCUUUUCAACAUACUCAUAAAUAUAAGCUGUCAACCCAGGAGGAAUAUACUAGAUGUUCUGCCUGAAACUCCCACCAGGCCUGGGAUCCACCCCAUUCCUCCAAGUCUUUCUGAAUCUGUUGUCAUCAGUAAGCCCUAUCAUCACUUUCUAAACAUUGGGCUUCAUCAUCCUGCAUGAAAACAGAGGGCCUCCUGCACCACCCUAUUCGAAAUUAUCUUCCCCUCCAGCUUUCCACAGGUCUUAAAAUUCCUCUCCCAAACUGCUCAAAGUCUUAAAAUUUUCUGGAACAAAGCAGAAUACAAAAUAAAUAUAACCUUAGUGCUUUGAGUUAUGGUCUCCAAAGAUCCUUCAAGAACCCAUCAAGCCAGCCUGAUUCUUGUACCUUACUUAGAACACAGAUAUUCCGUCAACACCAAUUCUUGUAGCCAUGGCAGACAUUGCUCAUCAAUCACGGCACUAUCCCAGGAGCCCAACAAUUUCUUCACAAUCCUCACACCAGAACUUCAAAGAGCCAGCAUUCCUCAAUAUUUGAGAGAGAGAUGAGCUCUAUUUUCCAUCCCCACUUCAGAAAGCAGAAACAAACAGGAAUUGAUGGAGGAAUGGGGAAUCCUUGGGCAUAAAAGGUACAGUCAGGGGAACAUAGGUCUCAGCAGAGUGCCUUAGUGGGGGACCACAGGCACUAAAUCUGCAGUGCCAAUGCCAAACUGACAUGUCUCUAAGUGUACCUCAGACCCAGCCCUUCUCCCAGCCUGCCACUUCCAAAUGCCCAGCCUUCUCAUAGAGGUAAAAUCAGAGAGGGUUUCCAGGACUUUUGAAAGCAACCUCCCUUUGCCACCCCCUCAACCUGGCCUGUAUUGUCUGUUCUUACAACAUGAGGCUUCUUCUUUAGUAUAGUCCCUCAUGAAGCAGGGGCCGCAAUGUCUCAGCCGCCUGCAGUGACAUUGCUGGACUCCAGCAAACCAUUCCAUAGGAGAAUGGGUUCCCCGGGCUCACAGCAUAGAGACGUUGAGCCCAUGGCAACUGUUUUGACUGCUGGCAGUACAGAACAGUCCACCCCACACCACUGCCGCCUGACUCACUGGGGCCAUAAGAAAGUUCAAGCCAAGAUGCAGACAUUGUACAAGAUGGCGGGCACCAUUCGGGAUCUCAACAGCACAUCAGUGAGAAGCCCUGUGCAGUUUCCACGAUGUCUUGGUGAACUUUCGGAUGAAUAGGGAACUGCAAAUACAUGCUGAUUUCCAAGAGGAUUAGCAGGGUUUGUCCUUAAAAGGGACUCAUCAUGUCAUCCCUAGUCAUUUAGAAUUACAGUUGAGAAGGUGAAACUUCUAGACUAUACGAAUAAGGCAAUAGUAGGCUAGUCCAGACAAAAUUCUUUGACUGGUUUAUAAAAUCUAUCAGUACUUGUAUCAUUCCCUGUAAAAGGCAGCAGACAUAUGAUUGUGAUCAGGAAACUGCACAAAAUUAUUUUUUCAACCCCCAUGUUAUUGUCCUUGUGAAGUUUUUUUUUUUAAUAAAAGCCAACUUUUUGUUGUAUAUAUUCGUAUUUCAUGUGUUAGAUGGAAGCAUUUCCUAUCCAGUGUGAAUAAAAAGAACGGUUGUAGUAAAUUAUUAUAAAGCCAAUGAUAUUUCAUGGCAGGUUAUUCUACCAAGCUGUGCUUGUUGGUUUUUCCCAAGACUGUAUUGCUUUUCAAAAUGUACAAAUAGUUACCAAAAUGACGAGACCCCUGUUUGCACAGCAUUAAUAAGAACGUUGAGUUCCGUGGUCCUCUCCAUCGAACACCAGCUCACAAACAGUUUCUGGCCUGGAGCUUUGCACAUACUGCAGCGAGACUGUAAAAGUUCUCUCUUUGACUAAGAUCAAGAACAGAGCAGGUGGGCAAAUUCAUUAAUAGACUUGGAUAUCUGGCCAUGGGUCACCUCAUUGUAAAUAUCACUAAAAUGGGCCAAGAGGAUUUUGAUGUCUCAUAAACACUUAGAGUCCAAACACUGUCAGAUGAGAAAAAUCCACCAAAGAACUAGAAAAGAUAAUAAUAAUUAUGACAUAGUGAGCAAGUUUCAGCCCAAUGCCAACUCAAUAAAAACAAUUAAUGCUGUGUAAAAUGGGUUGAAUUAGCUUGCGAACUAUAUAAAGAUAUAUGCAGUAAAAAGCCUGUUAAUGCACACCAGAUGGGAAUGGGGUAUUCUAGUCAAUUGCCUUUUCUAGUUAUCUGAGCUCUACUAUAUUAUCAUACUUGGAUAACCAAUUUAAAAGAAUUAGAAUAUGAUUUUUUAAAUACACUUAACAUUAAACUCUUUUUCUAGUCCUUUCUUCUUUCUGCAAUAAUUCAGAAGACAGUUACGGAUCUUCAGUGAGUCAUUGUUAUAAAAAAUCAGUUAUCACUGUACCAUGCUAUAGGAGACUGGGCUAACCCUGCACAAUGACAAACUCUGGAAGUUGCUUUUUUAAAAAAAUAAUAAAUUCCUAAAAUCAUCUCUUUUACUGGUUAUUCGUCUCUUUGUUAUGAAAAUAAAGUGUAGACUGUUCAAGUGCUUAACAUCUUGAUAAUAAAAUGACUGUUGUUAUGCAAA